Gracilinanus agilis (Agile Gracile Mouse Opossum) is the source of this 2452-nucleotide messenger RNA. It is a transcript of the gene MAOA, whose product is annotated as monoamine oxidase A. Bases 130 to 1782 code for a protein of 550 amino acids. Lineage: Eukaryota; Metazoa; Chordata; Mammalia; Didelphimorphia; Didelphidae. The transcript has 17 exons. The record is from RefSeq and is a predicted model, not a curated record. Gene Ontology annotation, molecular function: oxidoreductase activity.
GCUCGGGCUAUAAGAUCUAGGUCCGCGCGACGCCCCAGGCAGACCGAGACUGAGCAGGGGGGAGAUUGGGAGUGUGAGACUGAGGCUGAGGACCGAAUUUCUCUGUGCUAAACCCACACAACCGUGAGCAUGGCGUCCUCGGCGAGGAACACUCCCCCGUCCACCAGGAGGGGGACUCGGGAAGAAAUGAUGUUCCCGACGACCAAGUGCGACGUGGUCGUCAUAGGGGGAGGCAUCUCAGGUUUGUCUGCUGCCAAACUCUUGGCUGAAUAUGAAAUAGAUGUUAUAGUUUUAGAGGCACGGAACCGAGUUGGAGGAAGGACUUACACUCUGAGGAAUGAAUUCGUUGAUUAUGUAGAUAUUGGUGGAGCCUAUGUGGGACCUACUCAAAAUAGAAUUCUACGAUUGUCUAAGGAGCUGGGUUUAGAGACCUAUAAAGUAAAUGUAAAGGAAUGCCUUAUUCAUCAUUUAAAGGAUGUCUACAGAGAAUAUGAUUCAUGUAUAUCAAGUGGAAAAUCUGUAGCUUUCCGGGGUCCUUUUCCUCCAGUGUGGAAUCCCAUAGCAUAUCUGGAUUACAACAAUCUGUGGAGGACAUUAGAUAACAUGGGGAAGGAGAUUCCUUUUGAGGCUCCAUGGCAGGCACCUCAUGCUGAAGAAUGGGACAGGAUGACCAUGAAGGAACUCAUUGAAAAAAUUUGUUGGACAAAAACUGCCAGGAACUUUGCUUUGCUUUUUGUGAAUAUCAACGUUACCUCUGAAGCUCAUGAGGUCUCUGCCCUCUGGUUCCUGUGGUAUGUGAAGCAGUGUGGGGGCACAACCAGAAUAUUUUCUGUCAGCAAUGGGGGCCAGGAAAGGAAGUUUGUUGGAGGUUCUGGUCAAGUUAGUGAAAAAAUGAUGGAACUUCUUGGCGAACGAGUAAAGCUGGAAAGACCUGUAUCUUAUAUCGAUCAAUCAGGUGAAAGUGUCAUGGUGGAGACUAUAAACCAUGAGAGAUAUGAGUGCAGAUACGUAAUUAGUGCCAUCCCUCCAAUCUUAACUUGUAAGAUCCACUUCCGACCAGAACUUCCAUCAGAGAGAAUCCAGUUAGUCCAACGUCUCCCAAUGGGCGCUGUCAUUAAAUGUGUGAUGUAUUACAAGGAAGCCUUUUGGAAGAAGAAGAAUUACUGUGGCUGCAUGCUCAUUGAAGAUGAUGAUGCUCCAAUUUCAAUCACCCUAGAUGACAGCAAGCCAGAUGGAUCUGUACCUGCCAUCAUGGGAUUUAUCCUUGCCAGGAAGUCUCAUCAACUUGCUAGCAUUAGUAAAGAGCUACGGAAGAGGAAAAUCUGUGAACUUUAUGCAAGAGUGUUGGGAACACAAGAAGCUUUGCAACCAAUACAUUAUGAGGAGAAGAACUGGUGUGAAGAUCAGUACUCAGGAGGCUGCUACACUGCCUACUUCCCACCUGGGACCAUGACCCAGUAUGGAAGGGUUAUCCGCCAGCCAUUUGAAAAAAUUUAUUUUGCUGGCACAGAGACAGCAACCUAUUGGAGUGGAUACAUGGAGGGAGCAGUGGAAGCUGGAGAAAGAGCAGCAAGAGAGGUGUUGAAUGCCUUUGGGAAGGUGCCAAAAAAAGACAUUUGGGCACCAGAACCAGAGUCAAAGGAUGUUCCAGCCUUGACUAUUACCACCACCUUCUGGGAAAGAAACUUACCAUCAGUUCCAGGACUGCUGAUGGGUAUCGGAGCGACCACUUCCAUAAUUACAUUGUGUAUCAUGAUUUGCAGAUGCAAGAGAAUCAUAUGAUAGAUUCUAAAAUUUCCUUUUCAUGCUUUUUGAUUCUUCCUUCCCAGCACCAUCAAAAGGAAAACCUGGAAAAAUUAAAGGUGGUAGCAUUGGACCCUAUUUUUUGUGCACUGGAUUUUACGAGCCAAUUUUGUUCCUGUGAGUGUUAAAGUCAUCCCCCCAAAAAACAAAAUAGAAUAAAAUAAAUUCCCAUUACAUCAGUUUCAAUAGGAGCAAGGUCUAUCCCAUCACUUGUAUGUGCAGAUUAAGUUGUGUCCAUUGAUGGAAUAAAACCAUAGUGUCAAAUUUUGAAUUUCAGGAAUUUAAAAUUCUCAAGGGAAAGCUUUUAAAGCCCAGCUGCUUGUGGGAAACAAUCACUUACUUCUUUAUCCUGAUUUCUUUCUUUAAAAAAACAAGCACACCUUGUGAUUUCAUAAAUAAAUUUCUUUUUUACCUUUUCUGUAGUAGCUCCAUAAGUUAAGGAUGAAUCCUGUAAAAUAAUCAUCACAGCAAGAUUGGCCUGACAGCCAACUGGCUAUGGUGACUAAACUAUAUUGUUGGGGUUCUCCCUUCAUCUUUUGGGAAUGGGGGUGUUAAUAGAGCCCAGUGUUCACAGAGCUUCCUGGAGUGAACAUACAUCUUCUCUCAAUCAUUUUAAUGUAACACUAAAAAUAAAAAUGUUGGAUUGCAG